AUGUAUCGACUACUGGCAAUUCGUGAGGUCUGCAGUGUAGCCUGGAUAAAAUCCGAAGCCUCCACCAACCUCCAAUCAGCCAGUAUAAUUCCUGCUUGUAGGUGUAAUUAACGGAGUGAAGGGCUACUUCAAAUAAGGAUACUAAUAUAAAAGUGUAGGGUUCGUUGAAGUGGAGAUAAGUUGGCUGGAACAUACCACCCAUAGUGAAUGGAGCCAGUUUUUUGCUGAAAAUAAGGCGAAUUCCUCUCUCUCUCUCUCUCAAAAACAAAGGUCCCAUUCGCCUGGAGUCUAGUAUUCUCACUCAAAUGUAUCGUCAGAGACACCGCCAGAUAUGGGUGAUGACUGCUUAAGGGCUGCGCGACUUAUAGAGUGCCUUUGUUUCGUCAUUGCAGACUCUCCGCAAAUGACUGCGCAUUGUGCAGUAAUUGCUUAAUUUCCACCAUCCGACUCACUGUCGAAAUAGCAUAAACUACAUUGGUUGCUGGUUGGACAGUGAUUCCGUAAUUUGGCUCGCUGAAAUUGGCCGGUUCCCGAUAAUAGAGUCGCAACUUGCGAACUGACACCAUUUGCCUUCACAACCGCUCACGUGUUCGGUCAUCCGUGCCACUGUACAGGAUUGAAGUGUCAGAAGUAUAAGGGUCUUGCUUUAAUGGGCACUUGUCUUGCCCAUUUGCUUUUUGGAAUCCGCAUUUCGCUCGUAGUAACUAACCUUGUUAAGCUGUGUAUGGACAUGGUAACUUUGUCGAAGUUUCGGGCCUUAGAUGAACUAGUCUCUAACAGCCAUAUAACAGAGAACCCCAACGUAUGCUUGAAGUUGAGUUGGAAUAAUCUUUGUUGAUGAACUCUCCGAUGAUUCUAGGCAAAAACUAAUUCGUUUUAAAGUCUACUUCACAUCAAGCAACGCCUCUGUUCCGGUGUUAUCUUGCACGCACAUCGGGAAGCAGUACGAGGGAAGUCCGCUCUGAUUGCCGUCAAUGCGCCCUAGGUUCAAUUAGCUCUCCUGUCAAUCAUUGUGCGCAUUUGACGUAACCUUCGGCUUGCUGACACCGUGAGGCUGAUCAGUGUUUAUGUCUUCAACAACUGGAUGCGAUCGCACCAAGUCCAGGCGCACGCAUGCACUUCGCGCCGGAGCCUUAAACGACUUGCCCCCAGUGUGUGUGGAGCAGCCUGCAGGCCUUCUAGUCUCGCAAAGCCUGUCCGCCUUUCGUAACUCCUUGGGAACCUAGAAAGCACUAGGUAUUCUAAGAUACUGUGUCUUUUGGCAGCCAUGAACAGCUGCUCGGCAGCAUACGAAGUUGGUCAGCCGAGUAACAAUCAUUUCAUGCGCACUUACAAUUAUCUUGUUUAAAAAGGAUUUUCCAUAGGGUUUGGUUCUUAGAGACGCCAAGUGUAAGCUGCCUUUGACGUGAAAUUAAACUCCAGUUUUAGAGCGAGCUGCUUUACACUUCCUGUUUAAAAGGCGCUAUCGGUGCAUGAUUGCAUUAGCCGUCGUGAAUUAUCAGCUGAAUAUGCAAAUCUAAAUUUCGAAAUGCGUUUUCAUUUUGAAAAGAUUAAUAAGUAUGGUUUUAAAACAGCUAAUCAUACAGAAUAAUUCUAUAAUAAUUCGGGUACCUCAAAAUACUGGCUUUCGAACGAACAUAUUUUCGGACGCGUACAAAACCCACACUCGGUAAAAUGGUUACUUAAGUAGUAUACAUUUUUCUCAAUUAUUUUCGACACUCUUAAAUAUUCAAUUAUACUUCAUGAAAACAUGCAUAAAAGUGUUCAUUCCUUUGCUCGUGCGAUAGAGAUUUAAGUCUUCUUCCACUUUUGUACUCGAAAGAAGGGUAUAAUGCGGUCUUAAAAAGUUUCUAAUUGUGAGAUGUUUUAUACCGUGAAUUGCCCGUUCAUAAAACAUCGUGUCUCUGUAUUUACUAAUAUUGCUUGCAAAGUUUACAAUAUGGCUCGAAUCCACCGUUAAAUUUUAUGAACACAUAAAAUUUCCUCUUAGUACUUUAGAGAAAUGUAUGGUUCGCAGUACGUUGAAGAAAUAUGGUUUGUAGCUGGGAACCCUGAGUGCAAGUGUAAUGACUGGUCGUGUUCAAAGGAGACGUAACCUUCUAACAAAUGAAUAAAAGAAUGAAUAUUUUUAUGCAUGAUUUCCAUGUUAUAUAACGAAAUAUGUAAGAGCAUAGAAAAUCAGUGAGAUUAAUGCAUGCAACAUAAGUGGUCAUUUUUUCAUUGUGGGUUUGCAUACGUUCGGAAAUAUGUUCGCUCGAAUGCGGGCAUUCUGAGAUAACUGAAUUAUUAUAAAGUUAUGAUAUAUGGUGAUUAAUUUCGAAACACUGCAUAAGUAAUCUUUUCGAAACGAAAACGCAUUUCGGAAUUUCGGUUAACAUUUCAUGAGCUAACGCAACCACUGUAUCCCGUUGAAAAAUGAUUAUGCACCGAGGUUAGUUCUUAAGCACGGCAAGUGGAAAAUGACCUUGACGGGAAAUUGGACUCCAGUUUUUAGAACAAGUCGUUGUACACCUGCUGUUGCAAAGAGGCUAUCGGUGCAUGCUUGCGUUACCUGUCGAGAAUCACAAGCCGAAUGUGUUUACCUAAAAGCCAACGUUACUUCCUGGAUUGCGCAUUGUAAAACAACCCUGCUUCUUUUUUUGCGUUUGGUGUGCGCAGACGCCACUGUUCUAGUGUUAUCUUGCACGCACAUCGGGAAGCAGUACGAGGGAAGUCCGCUCUGACGGCCGUCAACGCGCCCGCAUAACCACAUCGCCCUAGGUCCACUUAACGCUCCUGUCAAUCAAGGUGCUCAUUUGACGUAACCUUCGGCUUUCUGACACCGUGAGGCUGAUCAGUGUUUAUGUCUUCAACAACUGGAUGCGAUCGCACCAAGUCCAGGCGCACGCAUGCACUUCGCGCCGGAGCCUUAAACGACUUGCCCCCAGUGUGUGUGGAGCAGCGUGUAUGCCUUCUAAUCUCGCAAAGCCUGUCUGCCUUUCGAAACUCCUUGGGAACCUAAAAAACACUAGGUAUUCUGUGCAUCUUCGUACGGGAGAAUGCAAACAUAGCUAAGAAUCCUUGACUUUUGGCACCCAUGAGCAGCUGCUCGGCAGCAUACGAAGUUGGUCAGCCGAGUAACAAUCAUUUUAAACGUACUUACAAUUAUCGCGUUUAAAAUUGAUUAUACACAGGGGUUGGCUUUUAGGGAAGCCACGUGGAGGGUGCCUUUGAUGUAACAUUAAACUCCAGAUUUUAGAACGAGCUGUUUUACACAUCCAUUUGAAAAGAGGCUAUCGGUUCAUGCUAGCAUUUGCCGUAGCGAAUUAUCAGCUGAAUGUGCUAACCUAAAUUCCGAAAUGCGUUUUCCUUUAGAGAAAAUUACUUAAGAUGGGUUUUAAAAUCCAUCAUCGUGCAGCAUAAUUCUAUAUUAAGUCAGCCAUCUCAGGAUGCUGGCUUUCGAGCGAACAUCUGUAGUAAAUGUCUACUUAAUUAGCAUGCAUUUUUCUCAAUGAUUUUCGAUGCUCUUAAAAAUUUAAUUAUAUUUCAUGAAUAACAUGCAUGAAGUGUUCAUUCCUUUGCUCGUUCGACAGCGAAUUAAGUCUUUUUCCAAUUUUAUACUCGAAAGAAGGGUAUAAUGCAGUUCUUAAAAAGUUUCUAAUUGUGAGAUGUUGUAAUACCGUAAAAUGUCCUUUCAUAAAACAUCGUGUCUCUGUAUUUACUAAUAUUGCUUGCAAAGUUUACAAUAUAGCUCAAAUCCACCGUUAACUUUUAUGAACUCAGAAAAUGUCCUUUUAAUAUUUUAGAGAGAUGUACGGUUCUCCGUACGCAGAAAAAAUAUGGUUUGCAGCUUGGAAAACUUGAAUGCAACUGUAGUGACAAGUCGUGUUCAAAAUAAUUUGGGAAUUGGAAAGGCUUUUUUAAAAUCGAAUUGUACCCUUCCUUCAUGUACAAAAUUGAAAGGGGACGUAACUUUCUACCGAAUGAGUAAAAGAAUGAUUUUUAUGCAUGAGUAAAAGGACGAAUAUUUUUAUGCAUGUUUUCCAUGUAAUAUAACGAAUUACGUAAGAGCAUCGAAAAUCAAUGAGAUUAAUUCAUGCAACAUAAGUAGUCGUUUUUCCAUUAUGGGUUUGCAUGCGUUCGGAAAGAUGUUCGUUCGAAAACCGGCAUUAUGAGAUAACUGAAUUAUUAUAGAAUUAUGAUGCAUGGUGAUGAAUUUUGAAACACCGCAUAAGUAAUUUUUUCGAAACGAAAACUCAUUUUGAAAAUUCGGUUAACAUUUCAUGAGCUAACACACCCACUGUAUCACGUUGAAAAAUGAUUAUACACCGAGGCUGGUUCUUAAGGACGUCAAGUGGAAGAUGACCUUGACGUGAAAUUGAACUCCAGUUUUUAGAACGAGUCGUUUUUCACUUGCUGUUUCAAAGAGGCUAUCGGUGCUUGCUUGCGUUACCUGUCGCGAAUCACAAGCCGAAUGUGUUUACCAAAAAGCCAACGUCACUUCCUGGAUUGCGCAUUGUAAAACAACCCUGCUUCUUUUUUGCGUUUGGUGUGCGCAGACGGCCUGGUGAGCUGUGUCAGUCCCUUUUGUCCAAUCCACUGAUUGACAGACUCCGACGGUCGACUGGGACAAGACAAAGGGGAAAAAGGCAUAAUAAUUUCGAAGCGUUCGAAAUUAUCGCGAUGACCUAGAAUUCGUUGCUUCAAAAACUGCCAACUGAUACGGUCAGUCGAUCCUUGCGGUCAGUGCUUCGUGCGCUGAUUGGCUAUCUGGUGGACUGACAGUCAGGUCGCGAUGAUCCCUCCUGAAUGUGGUCUCCACGACACUCCCUGUCCGUUGGGAUCCGAUUCGGUUCCUGUGAAAACUUUGCCCACUGCUGGUCGGUCAGCUUGUGCGUGGCUCGCGUAGACGGGCUGUCUGAAAUUUUCAUUCAUUACGGCUGUUUCCAGCCCCGGUCGUUCCGAAUUUCUGUUGUCACCGGUGUCAGUGCGACAGAUGCCACACUGCCGUUAGCGAAGGUUGUAGAACAUUCCAAAUGCUCGAUAAACGACGGUGCAGAGGACUUUACAGAUUCAACUGUCGCUUUUCGCUCCAAUCCACUUAUAGGUAGUUUCACCCUUCGUUGCAGGCACCCGACUAUGCGUGCUGACACAGAUAACUGCCUCUGGAUAAUUAAAGACCGCUGCACUGCCGGAGCAGCAAUAACUACGUUGUCUUAAUUGCCGAAUCCGGAAGAGAGGAAAGAGAGUUUUCGCUUCCUCUUCAACCGGGCAAUUUUUGCGGCUUUUUUUCAUGGUCGGCGUAAAAAGUGACACUCCAAGCUAGGCUGAAACGCUGGCACUGCAAAGACGUUGUCAGAAAUCCUCCUCAAAGCGGAUGUGAGGCACAAUUUGCUGCCAGUUUUUGCGCAAAGCACGAGGAGCAGUCACGUCGGAUGGGAAGUUGUCGUUGUAAGGAAAGCAGUCUCAUCACUGCCGACCAACAGGGAAAUCGCACAGACGACUCUGAAUGCUGCCAUGCUUAGGCGGGGUCACAGCCCUUAAAGAGUGCUACGUGUCAUCAUGUUACCAAGAAACCACAAUACACAGCAAACUGGCAUGCAUUUAGGACGGAUAACAUCCGGGAAGGCAAUCUUGUGCUCGAUGCAUCUUUUCCUGCAUCUACAUAGACCAGUCUCAGUUUACCCACAUUCCUCUACAUGUAUGCCACUUGCCAUUAUGUGACGAAAAGAGUCAGAGAACUUUCAAAGGUCAAAAUGCAAGUGUUGGAGUUGGAAUAAGGGUUUACCCUGCUGCGGAUGGCCUAUCCCUCUGUCCUAUCUCUGACACUGAACGCAACCAUUGCUCUCCUAAUCCUAACAUUAACCCCAACAGUAAUCCUUACGCCUCCCUAGACUUUAGCUCAAUGCCCCCUGUACUUUUUUUCUGCCGGUUUCCACACAUUAUUUUGCAGGUAUGCUCGUUCACGCAAAUUUUCGUUUCUAGCUGAAAACUUCGAAUUUAGUAACGUUUUUGAGAUCAUUCGUAAACUAGACUCCAAAAAUUCCAAGCUCUAAUCGGACUUGUUGGACAUCUUUGGAUUAACUGCGCCUCUCGAACUGCAUCAACUAUCGUCCCCCGUCCGCUUCUUUUUCCUCCUCCUCCUCCUUCAGUGCUCCAACGGCGGCCGCUCAGGCGACUGUCACGCGCGCAACAACCGACACCGCCACCACCACCUCCCCCGAGUCCAGCGAUGAGGAUCAGGAGUACACCUGCCCUCACUGCGACCGCACCUUCACCUCACACAUCGGCCUGGUCGGUCAUUUGCGAAUCCAUCGCACAGAAACUGAUGAACCAGUGCCUGAAGCACCAACCUACACCCGCCGCACUCGCCUCCACUGCCCACACUGCCCAUCGCAUGGGCCUUUUCGGCCACAUGCGCAUCCACGAGAGCGGAAUUGACCGCAACUCCGACACACUCACGACACCCAGCACAUCCACCGGGCCCAGUCCGACCCUCGCUCCAUUGCCGUGCGCAACCAUCACCACCAACACCAUCACCACCAUCACUGCCUCCUCCGGAGCUGACACUGACGACGCCGACAUCACAUGCCCACACUGUUCAUGCACAUUCACCUCACGCAUCGGCCUGGUCGGUCACUUGCGAAUCCAUCGCACAGAGACUGGCGAACCAGUGCCUGGAGCACCAACCUAUACCCACCACGCUCGACUCAACUGCCCACACUGCCCUCGCACCUUUAGGCAUCGCAUGGGCCUAUUCGGCCACAUGCGCAUCCACGACGACCUGCGGUAG
Spirometra erinaceieuropaei is the source of this 6772-nucleotide messenger RNA. Lineage: Eukaryota; Metazoa; Platyhelminthes; Cestoda; Diphyllobothriidea; Diphyllobothriidae. The record is from the annotation of a GenBank genome assembly.